Molecule: messenger RNA, 471 nt
Organism: Penicillium lagena
Lineage: Eukaryota; Fungi; Ascomycota; Eurotiomycetes; Eurotiales; Aspergillaceae
Exons: 1
Coding region: 1-471 (156 amino acids)
Source: RefSeq, a predicted model, not a curated record
AUGGACGUGGUGGACGACAUCGAAGGCCAGCUGGAAGAAGUGUCGCGAUUGAAACGAUGGGGUCACUUCAACGAUGCGCUCGACUAUUUUCGAGUAAAUCUGGAAGAUCACCUAGACUUACCUCUUGUGGCCAUCGGAUACGCCAAUCUAUUGCUUGAGCAGGGUUCCUACAAACAAGUGGUUGACUUCAUAUCGAGUCGACAACCGCACCCUCCCAAGAGGACCAAAUGCAUUCCCAUUGGCAACGGUGCAGUUGGCCGAGACCUCUACGAAACACACAUCAAUUUGCUUCAGCUACGGGCAAGGCUUUCAUUUGAAAGUCUAUCGUCGAGAGAGCUGGAACUCCUUCAACUCGACUUCCACUCUUUUGUGCAGUACCUCGAAGAGCGGGCGUAUUCUCGACACGUGGACCGUCUCUCAAUUGCCCGAGGGAUGCCAAUUGACCCUACAGAGGUAAAAUGCACGGCUUGA